GGUGUUUUUUGCAGAUGGACGAGAUGAGACCCGUCCUAUAUGCCUCCUGCGUCAAGCAGAUAAGCUCUGAGAAGUGUUGAUGACCUGGAUCGCCGGGUUAUAGUACCAUUACCACCGUCCGCCGCGUCGCUCUUAUGUAUGCCCUACUCGAGCGAUGACGUUUUGCCGCACUGCCGCCCACACGAUGCCCAAGACCUUGGGCAUCUCGUCACCGGCGCCAUCUGGAGCGACCGGGACAGGCUUCAUGCUGGGACAGCCAGGGCAUGAACAUCAGCAGACCGUGGUCAGAAUCAGGCUGUCUCUGCGCUGGACGAGCGAACCAAAGGGCUAUAUGCAGGGCGUUCCCUGCCGCUCGAGCUGGAAAUCAGGGCUGCAAGUCCGUUUGAAAGUGGCGGUGAUCCGCGGCGGCGUACGCCGGGGCCGGGUGUUGGUGGUUGCUUGGCUGGUGGGUUUGUCUUUCCUGAAACUUCAACAACAUCCACCUCACCACCCUUCUGCCUUCGCCGAUCGACAACAGCCUCAUACCUACCGCCAGGUGUCUUCGGGAUGGCCUGCAGAAUAUUUCUUUGUCGAACAGGCAUUCAGGAUAUGCUCUGAACCUGAUGAGCCCGAUCUUCUGCGAUCCUCAAGCGGUGCUCCGAUGGGCAUUGCGCCGCUCGACCCAAAUGAUAAUAACGACGCCUGCUUUUUUUCUCUUCGAACAUUGACUCACAUUUCUGUUGAGCUUGCUAGCAAGCAGAAUCUUUCCUUCCUCAUUGAUCCCAGUCAUUACAGCUCAACGGCGAAGUCGGCAUGUUGCUGGUCCAUUCGCUCGUCAUUUGCGGCGGAUGAGGUCAAACCUCCACCUUGACAGCCCGAAUCGCACUCGGCAUAUCAUACAUCUCGAAGUCGAAUCUGGUUCGAGUUGCGAGUGUAUUCGAAGUUCAAACACUGAUCUCACAGACCGUGGGCAAUUUCGCCUAUUUCGGGGGCUGUAACGAAGGUAUUGAACAUCGAAAUAUCGACACAAUACCCGUAAUGGUGAAGCACGUCGAUGAUGACAGUAGCUCAAGCAAGAGAUACACGGCGACUCAGUCUUGCCCAUAAGAUGUCGCUACACCAGAGUACAACGUCGAUUUAGCAUAUUAGCUGCAUAUGCCAUCCCUCGAUUCGUACAACCCAAGUCCAUCGACCAAAACAUCUGCU
This is a messenger RNA of Pseudovirgaria hyperparasitica, 1185 nucleotides long. RefSeq lists its product as uncharacterized. The transcript has a single exon. Lineage: Eukaryota; Fungi; Ascomycota; Dothideomycetes; Acrospermales; Acrospermaceae. The record is from RefSeq and is a predicted model, not a curated record. Bases 155 to 850 code for a protein of 231 amino acids.